AUGUUUCAAACAGAAGCUCUUAUUGAUACAUCAAUUUUGCCAUCUGAUAUCAUGUCAUUACGUGACGUUAAAUUUUUUGAUUUUGUUCGAAAAGAAGCUGGUGAUGCUGCUGUUGAUCUUUUUGAAAUUCAAAGUAUCAAUUGUGUUAAAUCUUUGUUGAUGACAGCUGAUGUUUAUUGUAUUAUGAAUUUGAAAAGCAAAGCUUUAGAUUGUUUUAAAAAUAAGCAUGGUUUUAUGCUUGAUGAUGAUAUAUUCAUUAUAAAACCUGGUAUAAAAGGAAAUGUGGACUAUCUUAUUGAUUUAUUAAAACAAAAAUGUACUGAUGAUGCAAAGUUAACAAAAUCUUCAAAACGUAAUCAAUCAUCACCACCAUUAGAUAGAACCAUAAACACAUCCUCAACUACCACAGAAUCAACAAUGGCGGUUUUAUCGAGUAAUUCAUCAAACAUUGUCACAUCAAAAUCUUUAAACUUAUCACUCGAUGAACAUAAAACUUAUAUAAAUAAUACAUUGAACAAUUGGUGUAAAAAUAAUGAAUCAAGACUUAAUUUGUCAAAUUUGUCCUUGAUUGAAGGUCAACAUUACUCUAUUUCCAUAUUAAAUGAUGCAAGUGGUGUAUUAAAAGCUAAUAUAAAAUGUUGUUGUAACAAAUGGAUAUCAUUAACAAAUAAUCGUGGCAAAUUUCAACUAUCAAACUUUUACAGGCAUUUACAAGAUUUUCGUAAUAAUAAUACAUGUGAUAAAAUGAAAGAAUUAAUAAAAAAUUGUAAGCUGAUUUCAUCAAUAACUGCAGAUAAUCAACAAUCUUUUACAUGUUCAGAUACUUUACCAGAUCAAGAAUCAUCAUCAGAUAAUCAACAAUCAUUUACAUCAUCAGAUACUGCACCAGAUCACGAAUCAUCAUCAGAUACUACACCAGAUCACGAAUCAUCAUCAAAUGCGAUAUUACUUAAUUCUACGUCUACCUCUAUAACAACCGAUGAUCAUGAAAGUCUUGAACAACCUUCGCCAUUAUUAAAAAGUAAAAGUAGAGCGAAAAGAAAGCUUCAUUCAGUAGAAUCAUCUUAUAAUACGAAAGAAGUUGUAAAAAGAACGAGAAGACAAUAAUAUUUACCUUAGGAACAUUUUCCUGUUUAUACUUCUCGUUUUACUUCUUUCAUAGUAUAUCAUACAGUAUAGUCUUCUUAUGAAGCUGGAUUUUUUUAACUUUACAAUUUUCUUAUUAUUUUUAAAAAUUUGUCAUUCGUUAAUUGUUUUCAUAUUUAUAUUUUUUUCAUAUUUUUACACUUUAUCAGACGCUAUGAAGCAUUUACAAAAGAUUGUGAUGGUAAAACAAGGAAAUUUUUAAUCGACAGUUAAUGCAUAGUCUGUUUUUUAUUUCCGAUAGCUGAAGGCAAUAAGCAGCAGAUUUUAUCAUAGCUUGGAUUGCUGGACUUCAGACAAGACUGGAGUCCAUUGGAGUCCAAUGGAGUCCAAUGGAGUCCAAUGGAGUCCUGGAGUCCUGGAGUACGCUAUUUCCCCCUUGCUGUGGUAUCAUAUAUUCUAGAUGGAAAAAAAACUGAAAACCGUCAAUGAUUUCAUAGAUCUUAAAUUGCAGGUACACUUUAUAUACUCGUUUACAUUUUUGCAUAGGCCUUCAGAACUAUAACUUACAUGAAUUUUGAUGCAGUCAAGACACGGAUUCGAACACGAGAACAUAGGAGUAUAAGACAUAUAUACAAACCAUUCAACUAAAAUAAUCUGAUGAUAUAAAUGUUUAUUCUACUGUCAUUUAGAGUCCGCGUAAACUUACUAAAUUAGAUUUUCAGUUUCCAUUCCACUGAAUUGAAAAUUAUUAUUUCUUUGGUGCCCAUGUCCAAUUAAUGUGGUCUUUUCUUGAUACAUUUUUUAUUUAAACUCUUUCAGAUUUAAAUUUAGAUACUCAAUAGAACCGAAUUUAAUCGAUUUAAAUUAUAUUUAAUAUUUAAAAAAGCUGUUAGCGCAAUCCCUUGCGGGAUUAAAAAUGUGAAACACGAUGAAUCUAUUGUUACUAAUUAAAUAGAAAUCCUUUUGUUCCAUUCCGUUGCGACACAUUUAUAGUUAGCCGUUUAUCUGAUCCUUUACAACUACAGCUUCUCUGUCACGGUCUGUGAUGGGUACCCUGGAUUCUCUGUCACGGUCUGUGAUGGGUAUCGGGGUUCUCUGUCACGGUCUGUGAUGGGUACCC
This is a messenger RNA of Rotaria sp. Silwood1, 2206 nucleotides long. The record is from the annotation of a GenBank genome assembly. NCBI's taxonomy places the organism in Eukaryota, Metazoa, Rotifera, Eurotatoria, Philodinida, Philodinidae.